Messenger RNA from Suillus clintonianus, 694 nucleotides. RefSeq lists its product as uncharacterized. The transcript is spliced from 5 exons. Lineage: Eukaryota; Fungi; Basidiomycota; Agaricomycetes; Boletales; Suillaceae. The coding region runs from base 1 to 462 and encodes 153 amino acids. The record is from RefSeq and is a predicted model, not a curated record.
AUGUCUAUCCCACUUCCCGGCACUUACAAGAUCGCCAAUGCCCAUUUCAAGACCAAUCAGUUGUUUGACUUGCAAGGUGGAAGUGUCAAAUCAGGAGCUCCUAUCGUUGCCCGCGGCAACGCAAAGUUCAGGAGUGGCGAGACCCAAAUGCUCUGGACGUUGCAAGUGUUGCGCAACGCGAACCCAGGCAUGAUCGUCAGACUCAUCAACGUCUUAGCCGGCACAUUCGCUCAACCCAUGCUCGGAGUCCCGAGCAACGGCGGCGAGAUCGUCGGUGGUAAUGCUGUCGCGGAGUGGCUCCUCACUCCGACUGCCACCCUCGGACAGUACUCACUCCAGACCACUGAUGGGACGUUCGCCUGUUCCCUUUCUGAGGGCGUUGAUUUCACUCGUGUGAAUCUCCAGGCCACCGAUUUAACGGACGACAGGCAGGCCUGGGUGUUUGCCCCCGCCUCAGUGUAGCUGUGAGACAAUAGCUCAGGUUAGCGAUCGAAUGGCGGAUUCAGUGAAGCUUCUUGGUUUUGGUUGUCGAGGUCGUGUAUCAGUUAACAAGUUCUGCGUUGAUCAUACACGAAUUUGAGUUUUUCCAUGUUUCCAGCACUCGUCAUACUGGCAAACACCUAGGAAUGGUGAUAUCUGCCAGUGUGUGAGGCUCUGAGCAGACAUCGAGAAUUAGGAGCUGAAAUCCAUCGAG